Gryllus bimaculatus (two-spotted cricket) is the source of this 443-nucleotide messenger RNA. The record is from the annotation of a GenBank genome assembly. NCBI's taxonomy places the organism in Eukaryota, Metazoa, Arthropoda, Insecta, Orthoptera, Gryllidae.
UGUAUGAAUGUUCCGUUAUCGAUUCUCGGAAGUUGAUUUUGAGGGCUUUGAAGAAUCAGGUACAUGGUGAGUUGAUCACGUAAGAACUGACGAGGAAGUGAAUCUACCGAGAUAAUAGUCCAAAUUGAUGAAGAUUUUGUUUGGUUGAUUGAUGAAAGAUCUGAAUGAAGAAAGAUAUCAGGAGAAAAAAAUAGAAACUGGUGACAUCAGCAACUGACGAUCUAUCAGUAAUUCCGGGCUCGUCAACUACAAGGGCAUUAGUCCCAUGUAUGUAGUACAUGUUUUUCCUCGGGAUGUGGCGUCGGCGUCGUCUUCCCUCGCUGUAUGGCGAGAUCCGGUACCGACCUAUUGCCGCUAGCGGGGUUUCCCCCAAUCAGGUGUCUCCCACCAGCGGGACGCAGCCCCAGCUUAAGCUCCCGACCGGCCUUCCAGCAUGUGUGGUA